Molecule: messenger RNA, 324 nt
Organism: Helobdella robusta
Lineage: Eukaryota; Metazoa; Annelida; Clitellata; Rhynchobdellida; Glossiphoniidae
Exons: 2
Coding region: 1-324 (107 amino acids)
Source: RefSeq, a predicted model, not a curated record
AUGGGCUGGAGGAUUCAAUGGAGGCCCUUGAGCACUACAUUGGAUGCUAUCAUGCUUUUAUUAUCUCUUACUCAUAUCGUCGUGGGUCAAAUAAGUUGUUGCUGUUGGGUUGUCACUGAUGUCACAAUUGAAAUUAUUAUUUUCACAAAUAUUUCAACGAAGCAUGUUGAUGGCUUGAUAGGAAUGGAAACAUGGGAGCAAGGUGCAACUGAUGACACGAGACAUACAUUGCACUGCAUUGUCCCCACAUCCACUCCAUACAAACAACUUACAGCCAUCGUGUCGCCGUCAUCAUUUAAACAAUAUUUUCAUUUCUACGGAUGA